This is a messenger RNA of Paecilomyces variotii, 1741 nucleotides long. Its product is annotated as putative mitochondrial chaperone BCS1. The transcript has 2 exons. Gene Ontology annotation, cellular component: mitochondrial inner membrane. Gene Ontology annotation, molecular function: ATP binding; ATP hydrolysis activity. The record is from RefSeq and is a predicted model, not a curated record. The coding region runs from base 122 to 1639 and encodes 505 amino acids. Lineage: Eukaryota; Fungi; Ascomycota; Eurotiomycetes; Eurotiales; Thermoascaceae. Gene Ontology annotation, biological process: protein insertion into mitochondrial inner membrane from matrix; mitochondrial respiratory chain complex III assembly.
CCCGCUUCCUUCAAACAUUAAGGUGAGGACUUUCGGCCCGUAGUAAGUCCGACAUCUCUCCGUCACAUAGGAAGAGCUUCGCCAUGUGAAAGCUGCGACGCGGCGCGAUCACAACCACUUCAUGGGCAUGGAAACAAAUGGGCUGGCCAAGGACCAAGGCACGCUGUCGCCUGCUGAUUUGAUCCUGCAGCAAAGACGUGAUGCGACGACCCCGGCUGUAUCGCAGCCCAACGGAGAUGGUGGACUCUUUUCACAGUUGGCCAACAACCCGUUCUUCACAGCGGGUUUUGGUCUCGCAGGUCUGACAGCGGGUCUCACUCUUGCGCAGAGAGGGGUUCGACAUGGCGCUGCGCUUCUCCGCCGACGGAUGCUGGUCGACGUUGAGAUCAGUAUCAAGGAUGAUUCAUACGCAUGGUUCUUGCACUGGAUGACACUCUACCAGCAGUCGCAGCUACAGGGAGCUCGUACAGCCGCUGGCAAAUCUGGGUUUAUGGAGUCUCUGCUUCAGAAAUUGACGCCGGGUAUGCGCCAUCUGUCUAUCCAGACACAGAAGGUCGAACACUCAAACGGAGCUAUUCACACCCAUUUCACCUUGAUUCCCGGUCCCGGAAAACAUGUACUUCGCUAUAAGAAUGCAUUUAUCUUCGUGAACCGGGUCCGAGAAUCCAAGUCGAGAGACCAUCAAACCGGCCGUCCGUGGGAAACAGUUACCUUGACCACCCUGUAUUCUCAACGUCAUAUUUUCGAGGACCUCUUCACCGAAGCCCAUGAAUACGCGGCGAAAUCGCACGAGGGAAAGACAUCGAUAUAUAAUAGCUGGGGAACAGAGUGGCGACAGUUUGGACAGCCGCGACGCAAGCGUCCUAUUGAGUCCGUGAUUCUUGAUAAGGGAGUGAAAGAGCGGAUUGUUGCAGACGUGAAGGAUUUCAUGAGUAGCCACCAAUGGUAUUAUGACCGUGGAAUCCCGUAUAGGAGAGGCUAUCUUCUCUACGGUCCUCCAGGGAGCGGUAAAAGCUCUUUCAUUCAGGCUCUGGCUGGUGAGCUUGAUUAUGAUAUCGCCAUUCUCAAUCUCAGCGAGCGUGGAUUGACCGAUGACCGACUCAACCACCUUCUGACCAUUAUUCCGAAUCGAACUCUCGUCCUGCUGGAGGACGUAGAUGCCGCCUUCUCAAACCGACGGGUCCAGACAGAUGCCGAUGGUUAUCGUGGGGCAAACGUUACGUUUUCCGGCCUGCUGAACGCUCUCGAUGGGGUUGCAAGUGCUGAAGAGCGUAUAAUCUUCUUAACAACAAACCAUGUCGAGAGACUCGAUGAGGCACUCGUCCGCCCCGGCCGUGUCGACAUGACAGUUCGCUUUGGUGAAGCCACUCGUUAUCAAGUUGGCUGUCUGUGGGAUCGCUUCUACAGUGAAUUUGACACGGAUGGUAGGUACAAAGAAGCUUUCCUUAAACGGCUGGAGGAGCUUGGCCUCAUUGAAGAUGCCAAUGGCCGUAAGCCAGACCGUUCCAGAUCUACCAGCACAGCUGCGCUGCAAGGAUUAUUCUUGUACAAUAAGGGAAACAUGGAAGGUGCGGUUGAAAUGGCUGAAGCUCUAGCACAUAAUGUGUACGAGGAAGCUCAGGCAGCUGGACGUGACUAGUGAACAAAUCAAAACAAAUGUAUUAUAGGCUUCGCUUUAGUAUAGACUUGGAUGAGUGUAUAACAGAAUGAUACCACGACCUUGCAUAUCUCGGCACCAGAG